GCCUUGGAAACGAGGCUUUUCCGGCUGCUCCGGGGGAGGGGCCAAGAUGGCAGAGGAGAAGGCGCCGACGACAACUCAGUUUCCUGGGACGAUAGAACCUCAAAAACCUCGCUUGAAAAAAGAAGAUGGUUUAGCUGAAAAAGAGCCACAUCUGGGGCCCCUACAAGAUGUAAAAGGAAAUGCAGCAGGAGCCAGGCCAGACCAAUUCGUGGGAGCAGUAAGGGCCAGCAUAGAAGAAGCCAUCCUACAUAGCACAGCUGCAGAAAGCAGUACCCUUGACCAGUUGAUGAUAACUACAUACAGAGAGGAGCCCUUCUCAUAUUUGGAACUAGGAAAGAGGCACAUGACAAGCAGACAAGCUGAUAACAGGGAUUUAGCCACACAAAGCAACUUCCAGCAUAUAUACUUGGCCCCAGAGUUUCCCAUCUUGGAGAAGCAGAACUGGUUGAUACAUCUUCAUUAUAUCCGCAAAGACUAUGCAGCAUGCAAGGCUCUUAUCAAAGAACAGCUUCAGGAGACUCAAGGGUUGUGUGAAUAUGCCAUCUAUGUCCAAGCUUUAAUGUAUCGCCUUGAAGGGAAUAUCCAAGAAUCCCUAGAACUCUUUCAGUCUUGUGCUGUUCUCAAUCCUCAGAAUGCUGACAACCUCAAGCAGGUGGCCAGGUCCUUAUUUCUUUUGGGGAAACAUAAAGCUGCUAUCGAAGUGUAUAAUGAAGCAGCUAAACUUAACCAGAAAGAUUGGGAGAUCUGCCAUAACUUAGGAGUUUGCUACAUGUACCUGAAGCAUUUCAACAAGGCAAAAGACCAGUUGCACAGUGCUCUGCAGCUCAACAGACAUGACCUGACUUACAUAAUGUUGGGAAAAAUCCAUCUGCUGGAGGGGGAGCUGGAGAAGGCCAUUGACAUCUAUAAGAAGGCAGUGGAGUUCUCACCGGAAAAUACAGAACUUCUUACAACCUUAGGACUACUUUAUUUACAGCUUGGCAUUUACCAGAAGGCAUUUGAACAUCUUGGAAACGCGUUGACUUUUGACCCUACCAACUACAAGGCCAUCUUAGCAGCAGGCAGCAUGAUGCAGACCCACGGCGACUUUGAUGUUGCCCUCACCAAAUACAGAGUCAUGGCAUAUUCUGUGCCUGAAAGUCCUCCAUUAUGGAACAACAUUGGAAUGUGCUUCUUUGGCAAGAAGAAGUAUGUUGCAGCCAUCAGCUGCUUGAAAAGAGCCAAUUACUUGGCACCGUUUGACUGGAAGAUCCUGUACAACUUGGGGCUUGUUCACCUGACCAUGCAGCAGUAUGCAUCUGCCUUCCACUUCCUCAGCGCUGCUAUCAACUUCCAGCCCAAGAUGGGGGAGCUUUACAUGCUCUUGGCAAUUGCUCUGACCAAUCUGGAUGAUAGCGAGAAUGCCAGUCGAGCCUAUGCGGAAGCGGUCGCCCUUGAUCAGUCUAACCCUCUAGUCAAUCUGAAUUAUGCUGUGCUGCUGUACAAUCAGGGAGAGAAGAAGAAGGCUCUGGCCCAAUACCAGGAGAUGGAGAAGAAAGUCACCCUGCUAAAGGGGAGCAGCUCUUUGGAUUUUGACCCUGAGAUGGUGGAGAUGGCUCAGAAAAUGGGUGCAGCUCUUCAAGUUGGAGAAGCACUGGUCUGGACUAAACCAGUUAAAGAUCUCAAAUCAAGGCAUCGAACAACUUCAGCCAACAAAUCAUCCAAUUUACAACAGCCCUUGGGUUCCAACCAAGCUCUAGGGCAAGCCAUGUCUUCGGCAGCUGGGUUUGGGAAAACCACCCAGCUUCCUGCAGGUGCAGGAGGAGCAUCUCAGUUUUCAAAGCCUCCCUCCCUCCCUCUGGAGCCAGAGGCAGAUCCAGCUGAAGCGAUAAGCUCUGAGGUCCAAGAACAAAGAGAGACACAGAAAAGCAGUCUGGCCCCAGAAUAAAGAUGUCUCCUUAGAAAGAAAGCGGAGGAUUUGGAAAGAGCAGGAUGGGUACAAUCACAGCAGAUUGGCAUCCUGUGAUGACAGCCUUUAGCUAUGUGGCCUGACUCACCUGUAUCUCCAUGGAAAUUCUGACUCUGAGGCUGGGCAGUGCAGCAACCACUUGAUUUCUGACCAACUGUUAGAACAGCUGCCCUCCAGGCCCAGCUUAGCAAGUGUCCCAGCCUCACCUGCCCCAGGGGAAUCUGGAACAUGGCUCUGAGCUCAGGUCAGCUUCUUAAACAGUCAAAGAAUCGAGAGCUUAGAUCACGUCAUCCCUGGCUACUGAAUCAGCAGCAGCAGCUCUUGCUGAGUGAAAAGGAAGAGCUGCUCAGUCUCAGUUUUUAUUUAAGGCAAUCACUGACUAUCACCUAUUUGUAUAUUCUUUAUAGAAUAAAGAUUAUGUAUUGUCA
Messenger RNA from Vombatus ursinus (common wombat), 2376 nucleotides. RefSeq names its product Bardet-Biedl syndrome 4 (gene BBS4). The coding region runs from base 47 to 1927 and encodes 626 amino acids. Gene Ontology annotation, molecular function: protein binding. The record is from RefSeq and is a predicted model, not a curated record. The transcript is spliced from 20 exons. Gene Ontology annotation, cellular component: ciliary basal body. NCBI's taxonomy places the organism in Eukaryota, Metazoa, Chordata, Mammalia, Diprotodontia, Vombatidae. Gene Ontology annotation, biological process: protein localization to cilium; cilium assembly.